GCUACGCUAGCUACGUCCGCUACGCUGCGGCGCGGCCUCUACGAUCGAAACCGCUACGAAAAAACUAAAUAACAGUUAAACGUAACAGUGUACAUAAUGUGUUUAUAGUCGUAUGAUAAUUUAGUGCAGUUUAGAUAGAUUUAGUUUAAUUGUAAAUAAACUAAAAAUGAAUUCCACAAGUUUAAGUGUAGUUUUAAGAAUGGUGAUUUUUCUGUUCACGGCGCAAGGUUCCCUAUGCCUUCGCAACGUGUACAUGGUGAUACCAGAAGCAGUGGAACGGGGGAAGGCAGCUGUAAUUAAGUGUAUGUAUGACCUGGAGAAUGAAGACCUGUACCAAGUGAAGUGGUAUAGAGGGGAUCGGGAGUUCUGCAGAUACUCCCCGAGAGACGUGCCGCCGCUCAAGGUGUUCCCCAUUCCUGGAAUAGAAGUCGAUCGUGACGAGAGCGACGCGGAGAAGUUGACAAUAAAAUCAGCGACCCGGACUGCCCAUGGUCGUUAUACGUGUGAGGUAUCAGCGGAUGCGCCCUCCUUCCUCACCGCGCAAGUGCAUGGUGCUAUGCAUGUUGUUGACUUGCCGAAAUCGGAUCCGGAGUUAAAUGGGCUGAAGCGUCGCUACCGGCCCGGGAUGAAGUUAAAAGCAGAAUGCAUAAGUCAUGACUCCAUGCCCCCAGCUAAUCUCUCGUUUUUCGUCAACAACGAACCGGCUCUUUCCCAACACGUGUGGCACCGGGUGGGGGGCGGCGAGAAUGGCAGCCUGUGGACCGCCUACAGCACAAUUCAGUUCGUCGUUCAGAAACAUCACUUCGUUAGAGGGAAGAUAAAGAUUCGGUGUUCCGCGUAUAUAUACUCGAUAUACUUCAGAAGCCACGAGAGGGUGGCGGAGGAGGAAAGGGCCCGGACCACGGUCGCGCCCUUGCCGGAGACGAGGGAAGCUAUCGUCUUCCCUAUACAUCGCAUUUCUGAUAACAAUGGUUCAGACAAUCGAGGGAUGUCUCGUCACACGCUGUACAAACUUCUAGGAAUAAUAGCAUUGAUUAUUACUUACGUUAUGAGAUAAAUGUGUUAGUAACUAAAUUCUAGAUAGGCGUAUAUUAUCUGAUCACAACUGAUUACAAUAUUUGGUCCACUUCGUAAUUAAUACACACCAUUGUUUGGAAAACGUUCAUCGAAAGUUAAUUGUUAACACAGCUAAUUUGCGUUGAAAAAUGUGUUCUUUGUUUAUCAAAAAGCCACGUGAAUUUGAAUAAAAAAUUGCAUGCAAUAAUAGCGAAAUAUAAACUCGAAACUAGCGCUGUGGAAGAGACGGGUGUCUAAACAAAUGUUUUGCUAGUUAGUUUUACAAAUAAAUGAAAGUGGUCGUUUGUGCAGUCGUGCUUCAAGCCACAACACUCGUGACACCAUCAAAAAGGAUCAAAAGUAACGCGGAUAAGAGGGUCAUUAUAUUUUGUCGGUUUAUAUUGUGAUUAUUAUUUCUAAGUAUUUUGUCCCAGAAUCGUUUUAAAGAGUUUGUUUGUGAAUCUGAUCAUACAAUAGUAACAAUACUUUGAAUAGGUUACCUUUUUAGUAAGUACUAAAAAUAAACUGCCAGAGCUUUUUAUAAAGUUUGGAAAAUAUUCUAAAUUCAGUAAUUUUUUGCUAUAUACGAAAAUAUAUAAUGAUUAAUAUUUCGCCUGCUAAUUGGCACGAAAUUAAUUUUCACGAAAAUAAUUACGGCCAACGGAAAAGUUUGCGAAAGUUGAAGUUUUUUCGGUCGUUGUAUAUAAAUAUUGAAUGAGUUAUUUGGGUGGCUAGGUGUCUAAGUCGAAGUGGAAUAUUAAUUAGUGAUUCUAAUUCAAUAAAUUUUGAAAGUAACGUGGUGUAAUAAAAGGGGCUUUUAACCAAUACAGAGAAAGCUACAUUGAUUGCUUUUAAACACGAAAUUUUACUCCAGUAUGAAAUGUUAAUUACGGAAGCCAGAUAAACACUCCAGAAAUGUAUCAAUUUAAAAUGAACACAAUGUAUUGAAAGACGUUUUUGUAUUGUAUCUCAAGUGAAUUUUACGGCUUGAAAAUAUUAUGUGGCAGGAAUUGUAGUUAUGAGUAACUACAAUUUCUGCGGUUUGCUUUUGAUUUUAUUACAAAAGUAUUAUAAAACAUAGAAUAUUUUUUCUCUGCCUUAUUUCUGUCUUAUAACAAUAUUUUCUUUAAACGGUUUCUAUAAUAUUAAUUUUCUUUUUCCUUUCUCCACGGCUUUGGCACUUUUUGCGUCUUACGUUUGUAGAAGGAUAUUUUAAUUAACUAUGCUUCUUUGAAGAAGAAUAACUAUAAUUUUAUGAGAUUUGUCGCUAUGACGAAUUCAAAGCAUGAAUAGUGAUUUUUUGACGUUUAAAAAAAAAGUG
Molecule: messenger RNA, 2377 nt
Organism: Colias croceus (clouded yellow)
Lineage: Eukaryota; Metazoa; Arthropoda; Insecta; Lepidoptera; Pieridae
Exons: 7
Coding region: 167-1057 (296 amino acids)
Source: RefSeq, a predicted model, not a curated record